This is a messenger RNA of Symbiodinium pilosum, 1152 nucleotides long. The record is from the annotation of a GenBank genome assembly. Lineage: Eukaryota; Dinophyceae; Suessiales; Symbiodiniaceae.
AUGGUUUGGAAGCUUCUCCUGGCAGAGAGUGUGCGCUUCAAGGUCGCAGGCGUCAUCCUCCUCACCUAUGCAGGGCUAUGCCUUUGCUGGCUGUGGCCGAUGGUGUUGGGGACCUUCAUCUCAGCACUGCGGGAGGGCAACGCCAAGCACCAGAAGAAGCUGGUGGCUGAAGCCCGCGCAUCUGCUGAGAUGACUGUCACUGGCCUCAUCGAAAUGUUCGAGGAUGUGGUCGGAACAAGCAAAGAACGAUUCAUCUCGAUUGAUGACUUCCGGGAUCUUCAGGAUGUGCACCCAGCCUUUCGGAGGCUGAUUGGCGGCGGACAAAAAGGCAGGACUGGUGCUGCCCUCGCUGAUGUCAUCUUCAGAGAGAUCGAUGUAAUGGGGCACAACUUCUUGACCCUGCCCGACUUUGUUGUCGGAGUGCUGAAGCUCUUUCGGGUGACACCGCGCCCUGAGUUUAUGCACACGGACGAGCAGCAGAGAAGAGCCUUGAAGACCUUCAAGAAGGUUGCUGACAGUAAUCGAUUUAGCUUCUUGGUCAUGUUCAGGUAUUUGUCUGAGUGCUCGCGCCUGAUGACGACGCUGCUGCAGUCAAGCUCAUCGAUGAUACGAGCAGAGGUUCGGUCUCCGCGCGCCACCGAGACGCCACGGACAUCGUUGGCGGCCGUUGGGUUAGAGGAGGACGCUGCCAUCCGGCGAUGGUUCCGCACGAAGGUUGAGGAUGACCGCCAAAUCAUGACACGGCUGGAUGACUUGGAGCGACGCAUUCAAGGCCUCCGAGAGAGGACCUUUGGAGCUGAAGGGAAAAUCCAGGAGGCCUUCGGAAAGGUGACAGAAAAGGUCCUGCAGGAGGACGUUCUGCCCUGGCUGCGGACGGCAAUACCGCAAAAAUGUGCAAGCUUGUCGUUAAAGCUGCGACGGCAAGACCAGACACAAAGGACUUCAACAGCUGGAGCUGGGAGGACCUUGCAGGAGGGGCAGAUGACGCUGCAGAGCCCUCCGGGCAGCGCAGACUUCUCAGAGCGAGGACAUGUCGUGGAUCCCAAGCGCAACUCAACCGAAGGACGAAGCAGUGGAUUUCGUCUCACAGAGUCCUUGAAGGAGGCUGGGGGUGAGUUUGGCCGUCCCACGGGGCUGGCGAAACGAUCGUGA